This is a messenger RNA of Symbiodinium necroappetens, 1164 nucleotides long. Lineage: Eukaryota; Dinophyceae; Suessiales; Symbiodiniaceae. The record is from the annotation of a GenBank genome assembly.
AUGAAGAGCUGGUGGAAGUGGAUACAGUCGAGACCAUCCAGUGGCCCUAGACGCUGCUGGCAGCAUGCUACAAGGGAUCUCAAAUCCGUAAGGUCGGCCAACAUGCAGCAUCCAUCCGCUGACAGAGCAACUCCCUCGGAGAGUUCGACGGCACGAACUGCAGACUACAGUGUGCCUGAGCAGAGCAAGGAGGUCUGGAAGCAUUUCGGCUGCGACACCGAGGCCGGGCGCAUGCUGAGGAAGCUGUAUAAAGGAGCCGGCAGCCGCGAACUGGGAUCGAAGAUCUCUUACCCUCAGCUGGCAACCCCAGCAACACGCUGGCAGCCCCCGCCAAAAGCAAAGCCGGCAGCUCCAAAGGCAGUAGUCCGUGUACCUCGGGCCGCAGCGCCGAGGCGAGACAUGGACGACCCAAGGCAAUGGCCUGCACCUCCCAUUCCUUGCAGGAGACCUGCUCGUGAGAUCUUCGCUGAGCUUGAGGCGGAGGAGGCGCGCAGACGCCGUGCUCAGCCCGACCUUCCAAAAGGCAAAGAUCUGGACCAUGAAAAGCAGAACCUGCAGGACCGAUUCCGCUACUGUGGUGGCCGAAUGCUGCCCAAGGGCAGCAUGGGUUAUGUGGAGCCUGGCAGCGUCCCGCCAACGGGCGGUGCUGCAGAGGCGGCGACGCGUCGCGAAGACCGGCGAAGGUUUGAUGAGAAUGGUUUCGACGGCGAACAGCGGGAUAUUUUUGAAGAUCUCGUGAGUGCCGUGCAGCGCAAGCAGGCUCGCCUCGCUGUCAUUGAUGACGAGCAGCUAGCGGAUCCCAAGCCCAGCAAGGCGAAGACAGCUCGGAACAAGGAGGCGUUGGAGCUUCGGAAUGGUAUCGAGCGUGAUCUCAAGGACAUUGAGACCCUCAUGAGCUUAGCCGAGGGGCAAGCACACAAGGCCAGGGCCCUGAGCUCCGGCGGCCAGGCACAGGUCCCGGUCCCUGCUCCAGCCGCCAGCUACGCGCCUACGGCACCAGCGGCCCCGACCCCCGUCUAUGGCGAUCCGGUGAAGGAGCGGGUCGAGCAGUUGCGAGCUCGACUACAGCAGAGCGGGUACUCCCUGGCACAAGGUUUUGCUUUCUUCGACCAAACCGGAGGUGGAACCUUGGACCGGGCAGGCUUCAUGAAGCUCUUGGAUUGG